GACAGAACCGAAAUCUGAAGUCCAAGGAGAAAUCUAGUUUCCCCGUUUGCUGGUUAGCAGCAGUAAUACAAUCACAUAUAAGUAUUCAGAUUUGGCAUUUUGGAUUAGUGCACAGUUAUGUCAGGCCAGUUCGCCCAGCUCUCCAAAUGCAAAGAAAUGAACUACGCACGCUUCAUCUCUGCAGUGAGUGCUGCCAGGCAAGUCUCACCCAUAAGAGCAAUGACUGAUCUUAUGAUGAGAUCACCGCCGUCUGUCAUAUCACUUGCUGGAGGGGCUCCGAAUCCAGAUACAUUCCCAUUCAUAUCUGCCAGUGUGACAGUGAAUGAUGGAACUACCAUAGAGAUUGGCGAGAGUCUGAUGAAGAAAGCUCUCCAGUACUCUGCCACUCCCGGAGUACCUGAAUUAGUUUCUUGGUUAAAGGACUUGCAGAAAAGCCUGCACAAUCCACCAACACUUACUUACAGUCCCGACAAAGGAAAAAUGGAACUUUGUAUCACUACUGGUAGCCAGGAAGGACUGUCUAAAGUGUUUGAAAUGCUUGUAAGCCCUGGAGAUAAUGUCCUGUUGGAUACACCUACUUAUUCCGGAACCCUGGCAGCUUUGAAACCAUUAGGUUGCAACCUCAUUGGUCUCCCCACCGAUCAGCAUGGCAUUAUUCCUCAGGCUCUUAAAGAGGUCCUUUCGAGAUGGCGCCCAGAAGAUACAGCCCACGCAGAGAUGAAAUGUCCCAAAGUUCUGUACACUAUUCCAAAUGGUGGCAACCCAACAGGAGCUUCACUAACUUUAGAACGCAAAGUAGAAAUCUACCAGCUUGCACAAGAGUAUGAUUUAAUUAUAAUUGAGGAUGAUCCGUAUUACUUUCUUCAGUUCAAUAAGCCUUGGGCUCCUUCUUUCCUUUCAAUGGAUGUUGAUGGUCGUGUUAUCAGAGCUGACUCCAUGUCGAAGAUUUUAUCUUCUGGAUUAAGGAUUGGAUUUCUAACAGGUCCGAAACCACUUCUUGAGAGAAUAAUUUUGCACAUGCAGGCCUCCACUUUGCAUACAAGCACUUUCACUCAGAUUAUGGUUUUACAGUUACUACAGAAAUGGGGGCAAAAGGGUUUCUUGGAACAUGUUGAAAGUGUAAUACAGUUCUAUAGGACACAACGAGACGCAAUGCUUGCUUCCGCAGAUAAGUGGCUAACAGGUUUGGCCGAGUGGCACAGUCCUUCGGCUGGCAUGUUCCUGUGGAUGAAGGUUAAUGGGGUGUCUGACACACAUCAGAUGAUUAUGUUAAAAGCAAUAAGUAACGAGGUUCUUCUAGUUCCUGGUUCAGCGUUUAAUAUAGAUAAUUCAGAGCCCAGUUCUUACGUGAGAGCAUCUUUUUCGCUGUCCUCUCCAGAAAAGAUAGAUCAAGGUUUGCAGAGACUGGCGUCCCUCAUCAUCGAAGAAAGGAAAUAAAUCAACCGAACACCAUAAUUUAACUCAUGAUAAUCUGGAAACCUAUAGAGCUAAAAAGAGUACGUUAUUCCCCUAGAAAUGUAAAACGUCACACACAACUGGUCAAACAAACAAUCCUUUACAAUGUUGUCUUAAUAGGAAAACAAAUUACACAUCUUAUCAGCACUUUAUGAACAGUUAAGUAAAUCGAGGAGCUGUCAGAUCCUACAUUACACUAAAUAAACCCAUGUAAACAGUGUUCAAGUGUCUUCCAAAUCUGUAAUAGCAACCAAAAUAUCACACAUAUUUAUUAAAGUCAUUGUUCCGCCUACUGUA
This is a messenger RNA of Spea bombifrons (plains spadefoot toad), 1752 nucleotides long. RefSeq names its product aminoadipate aminotransferase (gene AADAT). Gene Ontology annotation, biological process: biosynthetic process. Gene Ontology annotation, molecular function: L-kynurenine:2-oxoglutarate transaminase activity; pyridoxal phosphate binding. Lineage: Eukaryota; Metazoa; Chordata; Amphibia; Anura; Pelobatidae. The coding region runs from base 118 to 1437 and encodes 439 amino acids. The record is from RefSeq and is a predicted model, not a curated record. The transcript has 14 exons.